AUUAUUUCUCUAUCAAACUACUUACUACCCCACACACGAAAAAACUAGCUUCUUCCCAUCUCCCAAAGCGCAAAACCAUACCAAAACCUCAGGCAUUCCCUCUCCCUUUAAUCCAUCUUUCCAUGGAUUAGAACACAAAAUGCUUGCACUGCACUUCAGUGCUCCUCAUGAUGAAAGCUCCUUCUACACAUUUUUUCCUUCCUUGGACAUCUUCUAGUUCUUGGAGGACAGAUAAAUGGAUUCUCGUGGGUUUUUGGGUAUGAAAGUGUUGGUGGGCUCAUCUCCUUGUAGCUUCUCGCCUCCUCUAGCCUCCUCGGACCUAGAAUCAAUCCGUAAAGGGGGCCUCCUUAGCUCUCAUUUUCACAAGCAGGGGAAGUCUUGUAGAGCUGAAGAAGAUGAUCAGAGAUCCCCAAAGAUUGCCAGAUCCAUUUCCUUCUCUUCAGCCUCAAAUGGAGAGCAAAUGCUUAGCUUUUCUUCGUCCAAGUCAUCAUCUUUGGGUUACAGCUGCAACAAGACGUCACCUUUAGCUACAUUACCAUCAUCUUCAGCUCCUUCCCCUCAACUUUGGAACGCAGACCUGAACUCUGGAGACCUCAAUGUGAAGAUGCAGCGAGCUUUAAGAGGGCCAAUGGGGGCCUUCACUCUUUCCCAACGAAUGGAACUGAAGCAACAAAUGUUAUUAUAUAACUACAUUUGGGCAAAUGUUCCCAUUCCAACAAAUCUGCUUAGCUCAUUAAUGAGAGGCCUCAAUCCUGCUUGGUUCUCUGCAUGCUCAUCUGGAUCUCUUAGACCUAAUGCAGCCUGGUGGGGAUAUUUCCAUCCUGGUUAUGUGGGGAAUGCUGAUCCAGAGCCUGGUAGAUGCCGCCGGACUGACGGCAAGAAAUGGCGCUGCUCAAGAGAUGCUGUUCCUGACCAGAAAUACUGUGAGAGACACAUAAAUAGAGGCCGCCACCGUUCAAGAAAGCCUGUGGAAGGCCAAGGUGACCAUGCCAAGAGAGCCAUUUCCGGUGUCACCAACCCAACUUCGGUUUCACCUGUUACUUCAGGAAUCUCACAGGGUACUGCUAAUGCUUCUUCGUCUCAGUUCUGGUUGCCGGCUGGUGGGAAUACUACAAAUGACCAUAAAGACGCUGCUCGAGAUCUCCCUAUUCUAACUUCAACUGCUAAGCCUUACAACACACUGUUUACAACCUCAAAAAAUUACGACCCUCUAAGUGAAACUUCAUCUCUAAAACUAAACUCUUGUAGUCCCUUCAAGAGCCAUCUCAGGGGCUCAUUUUUGGCUAACAAUAGCUUAGUUACACCCCUAGAUCUCCAUGACCAGCAGAGCCAGCAACCACACGGUCUAGACCAUUUUAUCAACAACUGGCCCCCAUGUCGGCCCGAAAGUUCUAACCUCAUUUGGCCUGUUGUGGAGGAAACACAAGCUGAGAGAACCCAGCUCGCCAUGCCAUUCCACCUUGCUUCAUCAGAUUUCUCAUCUUCCACUUCUUCACCAGCUCCUGAGAGACUUUCACCGCUUCAUAUGGGGCUUGGUCUUAUGGGUGUUCAGAAUGAACGAAACUCAGUGAUGAAGUGGAGAGCAACCUCCAUGGGUGGGCCUCUAGGGGAGGUCCUGACCAGCACAAGUAGCACCCCGGUGGAUGAGAACAAGAACUUUCUUAGCCUGAUUAAUGAAGGCUGGGAUCUGACGCCUCAGUUAGCUUCAUCCACUAACAAUGUGAUACAGUCUGCUACUGUCAGCUCGGUGUCCAGCGGCUCUGCAAAUGAUGUCAAGGUUGAGAAGACCGCCAAUGAAGGUUUAAGCUGUCUUUUUGGAUCGAACCAUGUAAACUCCUUAAACUUGCCUUCAUUUGUAAGCAUUUGAAUGAGAUAAAACAGCUUGAAGCGGAGGAAGAUUGGAGGCAAGAACUCAAGGAGGAGAAGACAAUCAUCACUUUGUUGAAAAGUAGAGAUGUCUACAUUUCUUCAACUAUCUUAGCAUAUGGACUGAUGUGUUUCUUUGGUUUCUUAUCUAUCUUGCGAACUUAUACAUUAUUUAUGGUUUUUUUUAAUAUGCUGGAAUUUCUGUGCUUGUGCUGGCAGUUGAUUUGAUUUGGUUAACAGUGUAUUUGGCUUAUGAUGAUAUAUAAUCUGUAUGGUGUGGUAUGAGCGAGUUUUUUAUAUUUAUUUUUGCAAAAUGAGUUAUAAUGUUGUAUUUGACCAACUUCAGUGCAUGGAUUUGGGUGUACUGGAACAUCUGCCAAAAUUAUUC
Molecule: messenger RNA, 2254 nt
Organism: Phalaenopsis equestris
Lineage: Eukaryota; Viridiplantae; Streptophyta; Magnoliopsida; Asparagales; Orchidaceae
Product: growth-regulating factor 6-like
Exons: 4
Coding region: 236-1867 (543 amino acids)
Biological process (GO): developmental process; DNA-templated transcription; regulation of DNA-templated transcription
Cellular component (GO): nucleus
Molecular function (GO): ATP binding
Source: RefSeq, a predicted model, not a curated record